This is a messenger RNA of Kuraishia capsulata CBS 1993, 927 nucleotides long. RefSeq lists its product as uncharacterized. NCBI's taxonomy places the organism in Eukaryota, Fungi, Ascomycota, Pichiomycetes, Pichiales, Pichiaceae. The record is from RefSeq and is a predicted model, not a curated record. The transcript has a single exon. Bases 1 to 927 code for a protein of 308 amino acids.
AUGACAAAACUACUAGUUGUAUUUGGGGCCACUGGAAACCAAGGUGGCUCGGUGAUCAGGACAGUUCUAGGGACAAAGGAAUUAUCCACUACCUACAAGGUAAGGGCUGUCACCAGAGAUUCUACCAAACCUGCUGCUUUGAAACUGAAGGAGCUAGGCGCUGAAGUGGUCGAGGCAGAUUAUAAUGACCAGCCCGCCAUCUCAAAAGCUCUUUAUGGAGCUGACACUGUGUUUGCUGUGACCAUGACUGGCUUUGAAACCAUCGGGUCUCUCACAAUUGAGUACGAACAAGGCAAACUAAUUGCAGAUGAGAGUGUGAAGGCGGGUGCCCGCUAUCUGAUUUGGAGUACCUCAGUUGAUGUUGAAAGGGCCACCAACGGGCAGCUGUCAGUCCCACAUUUCCAGGUUAAAUACAAUGUUGAAAAAUACAUCAGAGGAUUACCAAUCAAGUCUGCAUUCUUCAGCCCAGGCACUUUCAUGUCCAACUUCACCUCUAUGAUGAGAUACACCAAACAAGAGGACGGCUCCUACACUACUCCUGUUAUCUUCGACCCGGAAACUCGUCUUCCACUGCUCAACGUUGAAGAAUCGGGCAAGUUUGUUGCACCUAUUCUUUUAGACCAAGCGAAAUGGGAGGGAAAAAUCAUUCCAGGUGCAACAAAGUUUUACUCAACGACUGAGAUUUCAGAAGCAAUUUCCAGAAGCACCGGAAAAAAGGUUAUCUUUCAAAAGGUUCAGGACGAAGUUAUUGGUUCAUUUCUUCCAAAAGAAAUGCUUGCUAUGUAUAAAUUGCAGAAUGAUUUCGGAUACUUUGGUUUUAAGGGGGCCAAGGCUGAAGAAUGGAUCGAUGAAUCUGCAGAGCAAGCUGUGGGAGAGCUUACGACUUUCGAUAAGUUCCUCAAGACGAAUGCUCCUAAGCUGGAGUGA